Molecule: messenger RNA, 5889 nt
Organism: Triticum aestivum (bread wheat)
Lineage: Eukaryota; Viridiplantae; Streptophyta; Magnoliopsida; Poales; Poaceae
Exons: 28
Coding region: 131-5659 (1842 amino acids)
Biological process (GO): tRNA methylation
Molecular function (GO): tRNA (guanine) methyltransferase activity; RNA binding
Source: RefSeq, a predicted model, not a curated record
CAGCACGGCAGUCGGCAGUAGAGAGAGCAGCCGAUUUCCCCGGCCCGGCCCAAACUCCCCAAAGCCACCGCUUUUGGUUUGCUUUCUCCCUUCCCUCCGGCCGGCGCCGCCACCACCCACCGUCCCACCCAUGGGGCUCGCCGCCCUCGAGAGCUGCUUCCGCGCCGUCCCGCCGGAGGCCGUCGCCGCCGUCGUCGACUGCGUCCUCGCCUCCUCCUCCCCCUCCGCCUCGCCCUCCGAGCUCUUCCGCUCCCUCCUCGACUCCUUCCCCAAGGCGCAGGACGGCGGCCACGGCCAUGCCGCCGCCCUCUCCCACGCGGCCGCGCUGUGCCAUCUGCUCCCCCGCGUCGGCGGCGACCCCGGGGACGCCCUGCGCGCGCUGCUCUGGGGGGUCUUCCUGCCGCUGCUCCGCCGGGAGGACGCCCAGCCCGGCCGGCUCCAGCAGCAGGCGGCCGCGCUCAUGUGCGACGCCGUCUCCCGCGCCCGGUCCUGGGACCUGCUCGGAGCCACCGUCCUGCCCUUCUGCGUCCGGUCCUGCGCCGCCGCAAUGGCUCUGCCCACCACCCACCAGUAUGACGGCGACGAAACCACCGUCUACCGCUACCACUGGGCCGCCGCCGCCGCCGCCGCGGAUGGUGGGCUGUCAGGGGAGGCCGGGCUGCUGCCGCUCUCCAGGGCCACCGCGCUCUUAUCGUCGUUGCUCGGAGACGCGCUGAAGAGGAGAAGGGAGGCCCAUGAGGAGGGCGCCGACGCUUCCCUUGAUGCACUGGUGCAGAAUUUGACCUGGGACCUGUCCAGGCUUGUGCUCAACAUGUUUGACCUCGGCCAAGAGUAUCGGUCCUGCGCCACCCGGGUCCUCCUGCAGCCUCUGCUGGCUUCACUAGCAGAUGUUUCUUGCGUCACCGUCGAGUUCGGUGCGGUCCAGCUUAAACUAUCUAGGUCCGGUUUCUUGGAGUCCAUUUGGAACUCCUGUGUCUCUCUGUUCUCUCUUGGCCGCCCUGAGCGGCUGGAUGCGUACGAUAUACUCUCUCUGUACUUCUCGGUGUUGAAAUCGGGACAUCAGGGUGCUAUCCUAGGAACUGCUGAUGAGGUCCAGAACUUUGAUCUGAGGAAUGUCACUGAGUUUUGGGAUGAACUGCGCAGGGGGCUGGUUGACAAGGAUUCUUCAGUAAGGAAGCAGGCCUUUUACGUCUUGAAAACAUCGCUAAGCAUAUUUUCUUUCGGAAAUGACGGGAGCCAGCGAUGCUCUGGCAGGAGCCCAGCUGCUUUGCCUGGUCAAGACAAAUCAAAUGCCGCUGUGACAAAAAAAGAAAGGUGGGCUAACAAAGAGGCCAAAUCCCUAGGUGUUGAAGAAAUCAAGCAAUCAGAUGAGCACUGUUCAAGUGGUCAGGACCGAUGGAAGGUCUUUCUGUUACUCUAUGAGAUGCUCCAGGAGUUUGGGACACAUUUAGUUGAGGCAGCCUGGACACACCAGGUACUGUUAUUGUUUGAGUCUACACCACAGAGUGACUAUUUGGAUCACAUAUCAUACAGAGCUUUUCAUGCUCAGAUGGAAUCCGUGGAAGGGAUUUUCAACUGGAUGGCGGUACUGUGGGAGCGUGGGUUUACUCAGGAUAAUCCUCAAGUGCGGUGCCUGGUAAUGCAAUCCUUUUUGGAUAUUGAAUGGGAGCGUUACAAAGGCUACGCCCAAAUGGUCCCUAGAGGCUUUGUUCUUGGCCCUCUCAUACGUGGUUUGAAUGAUGUAGUUCAUCAUAAGGAUUUUGGUGUUGGUGGUGUCUAUAAUUCAGAAGCCAUAAAAGGUGCAGAGAGGUUUUUCAGCAAUUAUGCCCAGAAAUUGACGAUACGUGAGCGUUUACAUCUGGUUUGGAGUCUGGCAUCUGCUGCUAAACAAGAUUCAUUUGGCCGACCAGGAUUAAUGACUCUUGCAUUCUGUAUCGCGUCAUGCGCUUGUCAGUCAGAUACACAUGACUUACCAUGUGGGUCUGCUGUCAACGAAUUGGCAAAGUGCAAUGGAGAUACAUCUAUAGCAGUCAAUACUGCGGAUCUUUUAGAUGCCUUAUGGAUUCUUAGUGAGAGGAGUAAACACCACUUUAAUCCAAAGUAUCGCCUAAAAGUUUGUGAACAGGUUAUCAAAGCCGUAGCAUCGUUGACAAGUGCAGCUGAAAUUCCACUCAAUCAGCUUUUCAAUUUCAUUUCUACAAUACCUCGAGAGUGUACUGAUUCUACUGGACCACUGAGGGGUACAGUCCAGAAAUGGCUUCUUCAGAAAAAAGAAUGUUCUGAGAGGAACACUUUGUUGGAUGAGCUUAUUGAUUUCCCAACCACCUUCAUGAAGCACACAUGCAUAGAGGGGUCGUAUUUAUAUGAUGACGAGGAUGUGGGUGCAUGGGAAGCUGAAGCACGGAGGUGGGCCAGGACCCUUCUUCUUGUAACCUCAGAGGAACAUCAUUUCAAGCAAAUAUUUACGUUCCUGGAGAAAUGUGGUAACAAGCUUUCUGAACAUUCUUCAACGAGAAAAUGCGCUGACGUGAAGUUUUUUAUCAUCAUUAUAUGCUUGAUCGAGGAGCUUCAAGUGAGACAGAAAAAGCUUGUUCACCAAAAUAAUGCCAUCGCCGGUGAAGGUUCAGAUACGACAAAUGGAUUAGAGCACCGUGUUCUCACCCAGAUGUUUGAAAAAUUAUUGCUUUCAGUUCUGGAAAAUAUGGUGGUCUACAGCAAGCAAUCUUGCUCAGUUUUCUGGUUAAAAAAUACGGACAACAUGGAUUUACCAUGUUCUAUUAAAGGAAAGCUUGGAGGUCCGAGUCAGCGUCGUUUAGCUACUUCUGUAACCUCUUCAGUGUUGCAGUGUAUUUGGUCUAUGAGGUGUGUUAGUUCUGUUGUUUCAUGGUGUAACCACUACACCUCUGAUGUUUCUUUUCAUUCAGCAUUUUCAUUCCUCUGGGAAUUCUGUUGGGAAGUUAUCCAGCAUUGUACUUAUGCCACUGAGACUGGAGCUGAGCUUCACUUGGCAGCUUAUGAAGCUCUAGCUUAUGUUCUAGCAGCUCUAUCUACUGCCCCCUUUUCUCAGUUUCUGGAUUUUGUGGAAACAAAGCAAAGAAACCAAACCAUCAUAUUAUCAUUGGAUCUUCUGGCGACCACUUUUCUUGGCAAUAUAAACAAUCUCCUUACAAAUGGAGUCCUAACACGAAGCAGACGAGCUGUUUUAAUGUGUUGGAAGUGGCUUUGUGUAGACUCCCUUUUAUCCAUUCCUAGCUGCUGUGAGGAGAAUGAAUCUCAGAUGAAGACAUCAGGUUCCUUUUAUUCAGAUUCAACCCUCCAGUCCAUCUUUCUUGAUAUUACUGAAAGUCUUGAAAAUGCUGGCGAGAAUUCUGUUGUAUCCAUCCUUAGAUGCGUGAGGUCUGUAUUGGGGCUUAUACACUUAAAUAGGAGCCACCAAAAUUUAUCCUCUCUGGGCAUCAGUUAUGAGAUGAUGAUGCAAUUGGUAAAGUCUUCCUGGGUCUUGCACCUUAGCUGCAAUAAACGCAGGGUCGCACCAAUUGCUGCACUGCUGUCCGCAAUAUUGCACCCAUCAAUCUUUCCCAAUUUGGAAAUGCACCAGACAAAUGAAAAAGGGCCAGGCCCUUUGAAAUGGUUUGUCGAGACUCUUCUUAAUGAAGGCUCAAAGAGUCCUCGAACUAUUCGCCUAGCAGCUUUGCACUUGAGUGGUCUAUGGUUGAUGUACCCAAAAACUAUUAGAUUUUACAUGGAGGAACUUAAGCUAUUAGCGCUAUAUGGAUCUGGUAUGUUAGACAAUAUAUUUUCUAAUAAUUUCUUUAUGUCCGUCUUCUUUUUUUCUGCCCGUGCCUUUGUAAUAAGGCCUGGUGAUAUGCUGUUGUAUAUUCCAACUUUCUUUACAUAUGAACUUAAAAUAGUGGCAUUCGAUGAGGAUUUUGAAGCUGAACUGUCCGAAAAUCAUGAGGCAAGAUUUGAAGUUUCCAUGCUAGCGCAAAGUCCAGACCGUGAAUUCACAGAGGUGUUCAUUAAUACAGAAUUGUAUGCCCGUGUUUCAGUUGCUGCUCUAUUUCAUCAGCUAUGGAAGCAAAUCAAAGAAAAGACCAAAUUGGAGACAGAAGAAGCUCUUGAAUGUGGCAAACUAUUUUUACUUAAACUUCUGGAUUCAGCGGUGAAUGACAAUGAUCUCUCGAAAGAACUUUACAAAAAAUACAGCAGUGUACAUAGGCGGAAAGUUCGCGUGUGGCAGAUGAUAUGUGUUUUGUCAAGCUAUGUAGAGGAAGACAUAGUUGAGAAAGUGACAUCUACUGUUCACACCUGUCUUUAUAGAAAUAACCUACCUGCUGUCCGGCAGUACUUGGAGACGUUUGCUAUACUUAUUUACUUAAAAUUUCCAACACUGGCUGAAGCACAGCUUGUUCCUAUUUUUCAUGACCACGGAAUGCGACAACAGGCACUAUCUUCAUAUGUUUUUAUAGCAGCAAACGUGAUCCUCCAUUCAGGGGAGCUGGUUGUCCAGAGAAAGCAUCUUAAUCAACUGCUUCCUCCAAUAAUUUCAUUCUUAACAUCCCAUCAUCACAGUCUACGUAGUUUCACUCAGCUACUUGUCCACACUGUUUUUUCCAAGUUGUGGCAUAUUUUGCAACUAGAAAGCUCAGAAAAUCCAUCCAUCGAGAGGAGGUGCUUUCAAGAUUUGAAGAAGUAUCUGGCAGAGAAUACCGACUGCGCAAGGCUAAGAGUUUCAAUCGAAGGUUUCCUUGAUGUUUUUGAUCCUGAUAUAUCUGGGACUCCACCGGGAAUAUUUACAGCUCGCAUUGAGUCGUCUGGCUUUGAAUGUGUUCCUGUGUCGGUGUUGGAGCGAGUAAAUAACUUUUUGAACGACGUGAGGGAGGAGCUGAGGCAUUCUAUGAUAAAGGAUUCAGCAACAAUCAAGAACGAGGGCCUGGCGGUGAGAAAACACGAGGAGGGCACCGAAGAGAAGAUAGUAGCCAGUCAAGAUUUCCAGAAGAAGAUCAUACCCCACCGGGACUUGGAGCAAGCAGCGAGCAGCAACGGCGCGGUCAUGGGCAACAACGACAUCUCACGACUGCUCUUCGAGAUGGAGGAAGACGACGACACGUUCAACCUGGCGGUGGAGUCGAGGAAGGAGGCGGCGGAGACGGUGAGGCAGAGUCGGCAGGAUCUGAUCGUGGUGGCGUCGCUGGUGGAGCGGAUCCCGAACCUGGCGGGGCUGACCCGGACGUGCGAGAUAUUCAGGGCGGGCGGGCUGGCGGUGGAGGACAUGGGGGUGGUCCAGGACAAGCAGUUCCGGCUGAUCAGCGUGACGGCGGAGAAGUGGGUGCCGAUGGUGGAGGUGCCGGCGGAGAGCAUGAGGGCGUUCUUGCAGAGGAAGCGGGCGGAGGGGUACACGGUGGUGGGGCUGGAGCAGACGGCCAACAGCGUGGCGCUGGACGAGUUUGUGUUCCCGGCCAAGACGGUGGUGGUGCUGGGCAGGGAGAAGGAAGGGAUCCCGGUGGACAUCAUCCAGGAGGCGGUGGACGUGUGCGUCGAGAUCCCGCAGCUUGGCGUCGUCCGGUCACUCAACGUACAUGUCAGCGCCGCCAUCGCCAUCUGGGACUACACCCGCCAGCAGCGCGUCCGCUCCUCCUCCUCCUCCUCCUCGCUGUAGGUAGCUUCCGGUUCUCCUUCCUGUUGGAGUAAACCAGAGAAGGCUGCCAUGUCUGUUGUUGUAACAUGCAUGGACCUGAUCAUCCAUGACAAAACUGAUCAUGAACCUUCCUUAGCCAGGACUAGAUUGUUAGCUAGAUUUAUGCACCGAACUGGUCAUGCAUGAUGAAAACACUUUGCAAGAAGAUGUCAACCACUCUUGUUAAGAUUAGAUGAUAAGUUCCUGCUCUC